Aspergillus clavatus NRRL 1 is the source of this 2835-nucleotide messenger RNA. Its product is annotated as Aim21 family protein. Lineage: Eukaryota; Fungi; Ascomycota; Eurotiomycetes; Eurotiales; Aspergillaceae. The record is from RefSeq and is a predicted model, not a curated record. The coding region runs from base 1 to 2835 and encodes 944 amino acids. The transcript has 2 exons.
AUGACGACACAAACAGCUCCCGUCAUUCCUCCUCGACCAUCAAGAUCCCCUCAACAGCCAGGUCUUGCUCCCAAGUCGAUAUCAGACAUCCCAAAGAUUCCUCCUCGUCCCGGUAGACUCGUUGAUCGCUCCGUAUCUCCGCUUCGGGACAGCUAUGCCCCGUCUCCUCUGAACGAGCGGCCAAAUGCUCCGGGUAUCUCCCGCACCGUGUCUAAUGAUCUCCCACAACGCCCUCCCAGUGUGGCAAUACCGUCUCUCGGCGAAGAGGGCAUUGAGUAUCAAGACCUGGAUAUUCCGAAUGUCUCGGACAGCCAUAGCCAGAUUCCAGCUCCUUCAGAGACUAGGAAUGUGGGCAGUGAUCUCAAAAUCCAUGCCCCCAGACCAUCUUUGCCUAGUUCGAGUGCUAAGGCGCAAGUGCAGGCUGUCACCCGUUUAGACUCUCGCCAGGCAGCGGCUGCUGGUCUUGGGAUGGCUGGAUCUCCAGUAGUCGAUGAUCAGGUUGAGCGCUCUAGUCGCUCUAUGCACUCCAGAGCCAGUGGCUCUCGUGCAGACUCGUCCACUGCAUCCUCCGAUCGCCGACGCUCUUGUCAGCUUGCCGAAGAACACGGAAUCCCGGAGAUUGGCCAGAGAGUCCCGAUGUAUCCCAACGCAGGUGAUGUCCAAGCUCCGUCUCCGUCUCCGUACCAGUCAGAACAUGGAGGCCAACGGCAGGGGCGUAACCAUCAUCGCACUCGUAGCGGCCGUCGGGAAGCCUCUUUACCUCCCGGAAGCUAUGGCCUUCAUGGACACGGCGUGCCUCAAGACAAAUUCGAGAAAGCCUGGUAUGAGAAGCACCCCGAAGAGUACGCCAAGGAGGAGCACGGACAGUAUGGGCCUGGUGUUGGGACCCCACGACCGGACUGGGCCCUGAGCAGCGACGAUCUAAAUAAGAUUGUCCGUACUUCGGCCGUGACAGGCUGUGGUCUCGGUACCUCUCCUGCGGUCACAGGUACCCCGGAUGAGGAGGUUGGGUACAUCGCUUCCGAUGAAUACACCCAGCGUAUGGUCACGCCAGCUCCGGAAUCGCGUCGUAGUUCGCGGCUCGUUGCUGAGUCGCCUUUGCGCUCCGCGAACACUACCGCUCCGGAGGCUGAUAAAGAGCUGGAUGCGCACAAAUCCGAGGGCGCCGGUGUAAUCCACGUUAAUGAUCCAUACCAUCAGCUGCACCACCCCGACGGCUUCGCCCCGACCCCGGCCCUAGAGAGACAAUCCCGUGAAAUGAGAGUCGGCGACGAGGACGAAGACGAACCUAUUCUGGCCGCUGACGAGAUCCGCCCUGAAUCUGCCUUUCAGCAUCCUGCUGUUUCCCCCUCUUUUGACCGGCGAACAAGUGACCAUGAUGGACGGAGUCGCACUCCUAGCAUUAACCAUAGUCGCUCGAACAGUCGCUCUACCGGUCAUCACAGUGCAAUGCCUGCACUUGUGAGGUACAACUCGCGUGAUGAGCGUGAGGACACCCACACCCCUCUCGAUGAUGUCGAAGAGUAUGAGCCGUUAUUUCCCGAGGAUGGCAAGGAUAAAAAGCCAGUGUCGACCACAGACCGUUUCAAGCGGCGUCCCGAAUUGAGCAAGCACCGAUUCCCAAGCGAGGACAUUUGGGAAGAUUCUCCCAACAGCUUGCAGUUGCAUGCCACCGUUUCUACACCGGACACCACAAAGAACGAGGCUUUUGAGACGCCGGAGCAGGAAUCGUUCCGCCGGAGUCAUACCCCCCACAUUGAUGCCCGUGGGGUCGCAACGAACAUUCUCGAGUCCGAGGAGCGGGGAGAAAAGACAGCGCGACGUCCUGAAGUUUCUAAGCAACGGUUUCCCAGCCGAGAUAUUUGGGAAGACGUGCCCGAAAGCCAGAAACUUGUCACAACAAUAGAACCAUCAACGGAGAACGAGGUGAAGAGCCCAGAUGUUCCAUCUAAACCGGCUAUCCCAUCUCGUCCUGCGAAGCGUCCGCAACAGUCUUCCGCGGUGGAUGCUUCCUUGAAACCAGCCACUUCCCCAACUGAGAAACGACAACCGCCCAAUAUACCGGAUCGACCCAAGCCCCAGAUUCCUGUUCGACCUGCCAAGGCUAUUCCCCGUGGAGUAGUGGAUAAUUCCCGAGAAGCGCCAGCCAAGGAAAAACCAGCCGUGCCUGUUCGUCCUAAUGGUGGCAAGAUCGCUGCGUUGAAAGCGGGCUUUCUGUCUGACUUGAACUCACGCUUGCAGCUGGGUCCUCAGGCACCGAAGCCUCAGGAGAAGAAAGAGGAGGCAGCUCCAGCCGAGAAGGCACCAUUGAGUGACGCUCGAAAGGGUAGAGCUCGUGGGCCUGCCCGGAGAAAGCCAGCGGCCGAAAACGUCAGCUCAAGGCUCCCGACGAUUCCCGAAAUCAAGAUUACGGAGACUUGGAAUGUGUGGCAGGUCGGCGAGGAUGGCAAUCUGACCGUCGAAACCGGAGUCCAGGCGAAUCCAUCCGAGCCUGUCUCGAAGGACACAGUGGCCCCGGCUUUAUCGAAGAACCUUGCUGGUGAAUCAACCGAUCCUUCCCCGGUGCAGGAACCCGCACCCAAGACAACCGAGGCCGUCGAGAUGAUAUCAAGCAGGAACGGUGACUCUGCCGCGGCUCCCGCCGCAGAACCAGCCCAUCAAGAGUCUCCUCAGCAGCCCGAAGCGAAAGAGGAAGUGUCCUCAGAAAUGUCGUCUGAGAUCAAGCCUAGUACCUCACCACCAGUGGACAAGGUCAUUGAGGUCUUAGCCGCUACUGCGGAUGGAAAACGCCUGUCGGAAGGAUCUAUCCUGGAAGCCGAUCAGAACGCCCAGUAG